Messenger RNA from Orbilia oligospora ATCC 24927, 702 nucleotides. RefSeq lists its product as uncharacterized. Lineage: Eukaryota; Fungi; Ascomycota; Orbiliomycetes; Orbiliales; Orbiliaceae. The coding region runs from base 1 to 702 and encodes 233 amino acids. The record is from RefSeq and is a predicted model, not a curated record. The transcript has a single exon.
AUGUCUUACAACAAAUUUGGUGAUCUAGGUGUCCAAACUCGCAGCAGCAAGCUGAAUGCUGCAAAAAAGCUCGGAGCCUUGGAAGAGCAACCAGAGAUUUCAGCCUCGUUGCUCGGGAUCCCACCACCGGAGCGAUUCUCAAAGCUCCCUCAAUGGUUUGCUGUCAGCGGACCCCCUUCCCUCGAAGCCGACCCGGAAGGGUACAUGAACAUGGUCGCCAAUGGGGAUUCUGUCACCUGCCAUGCCAACGUUCUGGGUAUCCAGCCAUGGGUCAUCCACGUUCUCAAGAAGGUUCUUCACUGGCGUUACAUCCAUCAUCCACGAACGCUACAGAUUAAUCUCCUUCGUCUAGAAGACAGGGAGCGUUUGGUCGAAGAGAUCAAUAUCACGUUCCGAAAUUAUGCGACCACACUCAACCACCUCCUUCGUACUGGUCAGAUCCCACUUACAAAGCUCGAAAGCAAGAUGAAACAAUACGAGGCGAUGGAAGAGUUGUCCGCUAAGGUCUAUAAGAUGGGCCGCUACAAAGUCUCUGGGUAUCUUCUCUACAAGGUUGGAGAAGGACUGAUGAAGGAAAUAAUUUUCGAGCGCGAGGCUAUUGAGAAUGGCCUCGUCAGUACUGCUGACGUUAUCCCUGGGAAACCUGCGAGGCAUCAUGAUUCAACGACACUUCCCCGAAUAAAGUUGAAGUUCAGAGGUUGA